GAGGACAAGGCCGGUGAGAUGUCUUGUGGCUCACCAUGCAGAACCAUCACGCUGGACUGGUGCUAUCUCACCCAUCUAUCAAUCUUGCCCUAGUUUUGAUCCCAAAGAAACUCAGCCCUCUGAGUCCAGAGCUUUGAAGACAACGGAUAUAACUAUCAGUUCUCCUUUCCUCCUAAGAACUUUCUCAACCUCUGUAGUCACUGGAGCGCCAUUUCUAUGCUGGCCGACACUUCACUCAGACUAUCUCAGACAAGCCAUGAACGCAGGCGUCACAGGUUAACGCUCGAUGCAAAGAAAGUGCUGACCCUUUGGACCCUGAUAGGUGGUGCUGUUGCUGUUCUCCUUUGGGGGUUGUACAGUUUUCCUAGAAAAUAUACAGUUACAAGACUAUCCAGAAACAAGACAUGCGACGAUGAAGUGAGGCUAUGCAUUGGUGGCUGGAACAAACUACGUCGGAACUGUUUCUCUCGUGCCGAACAUAAAAAUUCAUGGUCCACUGCCAAGGAGAACUGCAAACUCCAUGGUGCAACUCUGGCUUUGUUCAACGACAACACGGAAUUGGAAAUUUUACUGAAGCAAAUGCAUGAGAUGCAAACAUAUUGGAUUGGACUGCACAGAAAAAAUACACUCGGAAUCUGGUUUUGGACAAAUGGAAGUAAAUACAAUGAUUUAUAUGAAAUCCAAGAUCAUGGUCAGUGUGCCUUUAUUCAUCAAUAUGGCAUUGACAGUACCCAUUGUGAUGAAUUAAAAGACUAUAUUUGUACCAGAGAAGGCCGGUGCGUAUGAAGAUUUCUUCCAUCCGAAAGAACAUGAAGAGCACUGUCUUGUUUUGUCCAUGAUGUGUAUUCCUUCCCAUUGACAUCACUUUAAAUUUAAUUUGACUGAUAAACAUUUACAUGAAUUUUAUCUUCUUUGAAAUAGUAUGAAGCCUAGCAAAUAAGUUUGAUGUAGUACUUCUGGGUCAUGGAGGCUGGUACAUUUGAAGCUUUGGCCAUGAAGGGCCUUGCUUAGAAGUGAUCCAUCUCAGUGGAGCACACUGGAGGGCAUACAGAAUAAAGAGGUAGAUCCCUCUGCUUGUCUAAGAUUCAGUGACAUCUUCAGAAAAGCAAAACAAGAGCUGCAGGACAGGGUGAGCAUAAGAUAAGUUUUGUUUGCCCUCAAAUAAUACACAAUUUGUGUGGAACUAUGAAGGAAGGCAUAAGGGGAAAACUAUUCUGAUCUAGGACCCUGUGCCACCACUGAGGACCAAGCAACUCUCCACAGGUCUCUGCCAAACUGAAAGACUCAAGAUAAUCUGGAAUUGUUGUUGCCAUAGUUGGUGAAAGAGUGAAGGAUGCAAGUUUUGUGAUGAGUCAGGAUGAACAGAACAUCAGCACCCGGAGAGAGAGAGGAAUAUGAAGGAAGAAGCUUUGUGACCUUGAAGAAUCUAUAGAUAAGCCUAAAUCCUGAAUGUUGUUUCACUCAGAUUCUGGAUAACACUGAAAUUAUCUUGGAGAGAGGGAGGUACAGACAUUUACCCUGGCCAUCAUUAAAAAAAUCUCUUCAACUAC
Grammomys surdaster is the source of this 1550-nucleotide messenger RNA. Its product is annotated as early activation antigen CD69-like. The coding region runs from base 217 to 786 and encodes 189 amino acids. The transcript is spliced from 5 exons. NCBI's taxonomy places the organism in Eukaryota, Metazoa, Chordata, Mammalia, Rodentia, Muridae. The record is from RefSeq and is a predicted model, not a curated record.